AUGGCGAAAAUCAAGUGGGACUCCGUCGCUGACCAAACUCUGCUCACCACGAUCCUUGAGACUCAUCACAUGAGUGUUGAUGCGGCCAAAGUCGCCGAGGCCUGGCCUGCCCAAGAUGAAGACCACCAGCCCACACCUCGAGCUAUCAAGGGACGUCUUAAUCGGAUUAAAGAGCUCAAUCGCGCGCGCAACGCUGAUGCUGCCACCGCCGGGCCCUCUAGCCCAGUUACUCCCAAGAAGAGUACUCCCAGGAAGAAGACCACCGAAGCAUCAACUCCUGCUGCUCCUUCGCGCAAGCGCAAACGCCAGAUGACUGACGCUGCCACUGACGAUGAUGAACUUGUUCAUGUCAAGAAAGAGGAAGACGAGAGCGCCGAAGGCAAAGAGCCUGUUGUCGACACCCCCGUCAAGGAAGAGAAGGACCUGGAGCACGCCGAUCCCCGCCUUCACUCGCACGCCAAGGAAGAAUCCCCCGAUGUUGACAAUGGAGACGGAGAUGCUGAUUGGGUCGAAGACAACGAGGACCACGACGCCGACUCCAAUCAGUCGCCCAACUAG
Penicillium concentricum is the source of this 558-nucleotide messenger RNA. RefSeq lists its product as uncharacterized. The record is from RefSeq and is a predicted model, not a curated record. The coding region runs from base 1 to 558 and encodes 185 amino acids. NCBI's taxonomy places the organism in Eukaryota, Fungi, Ascomycota, Eurotiomycetes, Eurotiales, Aspergillaceae. The transcript is spliced from 3 exons.